AUGUUGAAUCUUUCACUUGAAGAUGAUGUAUUAAAGAAGGCACUCUAUAGUGAAAACCCAGAAGAGAAGAUAUAUAUCAGAAAGAUACACUUUAGAGGCCUCACAAAUAAGAAACAACAUGCAGAUAUUUGCAAAAUAGCA
Messenger RNA from Scutellospora calospora, 141 nucleotides. The record is from the annotation of a GenBank genome assembly. NCBI's taxonomy places the organism in Eukaryota, Fungi, Glomeromycota, Glomeromycetes, Diversisporales, Gigasporaceae.